ACUGUACCCAAAUAUCCCCAAAACCAAAAAAUCAUUCUCCUCUUCCAUCUUUCUCCGUAUCGCGAAAGCCUCUGUAGAAACACUCAAAUCGAUUCACGACGAGGUAUUAGCGGUGUAAAUCGCCGUCUGAAAUUCCUUAUUGAAGGGAACGAGCAGGGGGAAGAAGAUUGAUUAGGCAAUUAGUGUAUAGCCGACACAAUGGUGAAGACUACGAAGGGAGGCAAAACCAUGAACCCUACCGAUGCUUACCGCAAGGAGCUGCGCAAGAAGGAAUUGAAGCGGAACAAAAAGGAGCGGAAGAAGGUGAGGGAAGUUGGAAUCUUGAAAAAGGAUCCUGAGACAUUGAGGGAGCAGAUUCAGAAGCUGGAAGCAAUGAAGGCAGAUGGUGCUUUGGACAAAGCUAGAAAACACAAAAAGAGACAACUUGAAGAUACACUCAAUCUGGUGCUCAAGAAAAGGAAGGAAUAUGAAGAAAAAAUGAAGGAAAAAGGCGAAGCACCAGUUAUGUUCAGUCACUUGGGACCUGUUCGAAGGCGGGCUACUGCGGAAGAGGAAGAAAGAGUCAAGCAUCCCAGACCUGAAGACUCAGUCUAUUAUCACCCAACUCUGAAUCCUUCUGGAGCUCCUCCACCUGGAAAACCUCCUAUGUUUAAAUCAUCAAUAGGACCUAGGAUACCCUUACCAGAAUCUUCAGCAAGUAAUGUUGCGUCAUCAUCAAAGUCAGAAACAGAGGAUUCUAAUUUAUCUGUACCUCCUUUACCACCUCCACCACCUCCAUUGCCUAGUGCAGGCUCAGAUUCUGGAGAUGGCUCUAUGAUGCCUACAUCUUUGCCUUUGCCGCCUCCACCCCCAAUGCCUCCAAAGCCGGCAAUGACGGACAUUUCGUCAUCAUUGCCUCCACCACCUUUGCCUCCACCACCACCUCCUCCUGGCCCACCGCCUAAAGAGCUGCUUGCUGCCCGUCCACCACUUCCUCCACCCCCACCUAUCCACCAAUCUGCUCAACCACCUCCCCCUGGUACUGUUGGUAUUGAGAAUGCCUCAAAAUCAGAUGAUUCAUCCUCCAGCAACUCAAUCCAGAUGCCAACCGUUCUUCCUCCACCGCCUCCACCAGUAGGGCUGCCUCCGAAGCUGGGUGAUAGUCAACCUGAAGGGUCGUCUUCUGAGUCUGAUACGAAAGGUCAUUUUGAUGCCAAAGAAAUGCUGAAAAUGGCUCCCCCACCACCUCCAUUAAGGCAACAGCCACCAGUGCCUGGAGCUGCCAUGGGCCCAAAUUUACAGCCUGAUGUACUUCCUCCAGGCAUUUCACGCUUUCCACCACCACCGCCUCCCGCUGAUAUGCGCCCACCGCUAUCUGCUCCUGGAAUUGCUGGACAACCUGUUCCUCCUGGAGUCAUGGUCCCACUAUUACCAAGACCACCUUUUGGACCUCCCCCUGGACCCCCACCAAUGAUGAGACCACCGCUUCCGCCUGGUCCACCUCCUAUUCCACAAGAUGACCUCAUUGCUAGACCAUCUGCUCCUCAGAAGCCAUCAUACGUCAAAUCAGCUGCAUCCACUGUUGUAAAGAGGCCUCUGGCACAGCAUACUCCAGAGCUCACAGCCAUGGUUCCUGCAUCUGUACGAGUCAGGAGAGAGUCUGCCCUUCCAAAACCAAAGCCAAAGACGUCGUCCACUGUUUUGCCAUCCAACCGGCCCAUUGUAGCUCCGCCUAUUACAAGGCACGAAUCAACUAGCUUGUCCUCUGCACCUAAACCACAGAGCAUUGACGACUCAUAUAUGGCAUUCUUGGAGGACAUGAAAGCACUUGGUGCUCUUGAUAGCUGAGGGGAAAUAAGAUGAUGGGAUUGCAUGAUGAGAGGAAUGCUGCAUGUACAGGGCUUCUACUAUGGUUCAGGAUGCAUUAACCGUUAUACUAAACUUUUUGCCCUUAUCGUAGCCCUUCAGUUCAUUGUUAGAGACUAGAAAGCAUACUCCGUUUGGAGAGGGCUAACAUUUACGCCCUUAUCACAUUAUCCUCGUCACAGAUCUUAUUCCUUUGCUUACUUGUAGCUGGCACCAUUACUGUUAAGUCAAGACAGAAAAUUGUAUCUUAUGAAGAACCUUGUUUUACCAAUAUCAUGUAUUUAAUCUUU
This is a messenger RNA of Sesamum indicum (sesame), 2135 nucleotides long. RefSeq names its product proline-rich family protein (gene ELF5). Gene Ontology annotation, cellular component: spliceosomal complex. Gene Ontology annotation, biological process: RNA processing. The record is from RefSeq and is a predicted model, not a curated record. Lineage: Eukaryota; Viridiplantae; Streptophyta; Magnoliopsida; Lamiales; Pedaliaceae.